GCCGCCAUGUUGGAUGGUGCGUGUGGGUGUCAAACCCAGGCAGAGGCGGCGGCGGCGGCCGCCGGGCACCGGGACCCCCCUUUCCGCGCCUCCCGCGGCCCCUGCCCCGCUGCUCCCGCAACGCUCCGCGACCAGCGCCAGGUCAUGAUUUUCAUUUUCUCGUGUCGUUCUCAUGAGGAGAGGAAAUGAUUGUAGUGGAACGUGUUACAAAUAAGCCACUGAUACGGAGCCUUCGCAGUUCAGAAACAUUCAUAGAAGAGCAAAUAUAGCCCUUUUUUUUGUGUGUGUGUGUUCUGGAAUCUGUCUUGUUAAAAAAGGGAAAUAAAAAUGACGACUUCGUCUAUUAGGCGGCAGAUGAAGAACAUUGUGAACAAUUAUUCAGAGGCCGAAAUAAAAGUUCGGGAAGCGACCUCUAAUGACCCUUGGGGUCCCUCCAGUUCAUUAAUGACUGAAAUAGCAGAUCUGACUUACAAUGUUGUGGCCUUUUCUGAAAUUAUGAGCAUGAUCUGGAAACGACUCAAUGACCAUGGCAAGAACUGGCGACACGUGUAUAAGGCCCUUACUCUGUUAGAUUACCUGAUUAAAACUGGUUCUGAGAGAGUGGCACAGCAGUGUAAAGAGAAUAUUUUUGCUAUCCAGACAUUGAAAGAUUUUCAGUAUAUUGAUCGAGAUGGUAAAGACCAGGGCAUCAAUGUGAGGGAGAAAUCCAAGCAGCUAGUGUCUCUUCUGAAGGAUGAUGAGCGACUCAAGACAGAAAGGGCCCAAGCCCUGAAGACCAAAGAACGUAUGGCUCAGGUGGCCACUGGAGUGGGUAGCAAUCAGAUCACCUUUGGCCGAGGCUCCAGUCAGCCAAACCUAUCCACCAGCUACUCUGAGCAAGAAUAUGGAAAGUCUGGAGGAUCCCCAGCAUCUUACCAUGGCUCUACAUCCCCUCGAGUUUCCUCAGAGCUUGAGCAGGCCCGGCCUCAGACAAGUGGAGAAGAGGAGCUGCAGCUGCAGCUGGCGCUGGCCAUGAGCCGGGAGGUGGCGGAGCAGGAGGAGCGCCUCAGACGCGGAGAUGAUCUGAGAUUACAGAUGGCUCUGGAGGAGAGUCGCAGAGACACAAUUAAAAUUCCCAAAAAGAAGGAGCAUACCACUUUGUUGGACCUCAUGGAUGCCCUGCCCUCCUCAGCACCGGCCCCACAGAAAACAGAGCCUUGGGGACCUCCUGCUGUUGCAAACCAGACUGAUCCCUGGGGAGGAUCCACAGCUGCAGCUACUGCCUCUGACCCGUGGCAAUCAUUUGGUGCCAAACCAGCUGCUUCCGUUGACCCUUGGGCAGCACCAGCACCAGCAGGAUCCACAACUCAGACUCUGUCCAAAAAUGUUGACCCUUGGGCUCCUGCUCAGCCAUCUUCUACUGCAGCAAAAUCUUCUGUGGAUCCUUGGGGACCAGCACCUGCAAACAAACCUCUCUCUGCUUCUGGAAGUACAUCUUUUGACCUCUUCAAUAAUUUGAAUGGUACAGUUAAAGAUGAUUUUUCUGAAUUUGACACACUUCGAACUUCCAAAAAGCCAGCUGAAUCAGGUUCCACUUUGCCGUCUCAGCAUAGCGGUACCACAAGCCCUGAUCUCUUUGAUUCCCAGCACUCGAACGUGUCAUCAGGCAAACAAAGUGCAGCUCGGAAAACCCCUGAGUCUUUUUUGGGCCCCAAUGCUGCUUUGGUGAACCUGGAUUCGCUGGUGUCUAAGCCACCACAACCUGUUACUUCACUGAAUCCAUUCUUGGCACCAGGCGCCGCUACAGCACCAACUCCAAUCAACCCCUUCCAAGUGAAUCAGCCUCAGCCACUCACUCUAAAUCAGAUGAGAGCGAGUCCUGUGAUGGGAACCAGCCCUUCCUUCAGUGCUGUGCCACCGAUGAGCAUGGAGCCAAUACCUCUGUCUUCCAUGGCCCCAGUGCCUGUGGGAAUGGCACCCAUCCCAGCUAUGGGCACCGUGGCAUCUAUAACACGGAUGGGCCAGGGGCUGAACGUGAGCAUUGCAGGAUCAAUGACCCAACCUCUUCACAGUACAGGAAUCCCGCCGUCAGCAUCCCAGUCUACAAAUACAACUAACCCUUUUCUCCUAUAAAGACCCAAUUAAAGGAACUUUCUUUUCCUAGUGUUUCCAGGCUGAAGUCCUUACAGCGAAAUGAACGUGGCCUGUGUGGACUGAAUGGUGUGUAAGAGACUUGGAAGUAGAUUUGCAGUUUACAGUUAUGAUCUUUGAAGAGUUGUCUCUACUUACCAGUUAAUCUAAAUCUAGUCUUUGCUACAGAUGGUACCUUACUUUGGCUUGUUGAGCAUUAUGUGAAAUGUUCAGACUUUUCACCAAAGUUAGAUUCUGCCCAUUUUGUUACUUUGUUAAUCAUUUCAAUACACUUUCUAGGGAGAACCUGCCAUUUUAAACUCCGUUGGCUAUUUUGUAGAUGUCAGAUGGUGUGCUGGAUCCUGAAAUUACUAUUUACCUGCAUCUGUCACUUCCUAUGCCCAUACGAUAGACCUGAGAUUCAGAGUGCUAGUGAAUGUUUUGCACAUAACUAUACACAGUUCUAGACUGUUGGUUCACCCAUAGUCCUUACUCUUAGAAGAGAACGGUUCGGAGGGCCCAGGUGGCUGGUUUUUAUGCAUUAAAACAUUGCAACGCAAAAUGGCACUGCUUUCCCACCAGAGGUGUGUGACCCAGAAAGCAAGCUUGUCUCAAAAGGAAAAACAAACAAACAAACAAAAAAGCAGACAGAAAAAAACAAAACAAACCACCCCAAGAACAUUCUGAAGUUGUCAAGUAUAAUGUGUGCUGUUGUAUGCAGUGUUGAAUUUGUACACUACUCUCUAAGGACUCCUGAGGAACUCUCUGUGAGUGGCAUGCUGCACUCGUGCUGAGUGAGUGUCCUGCUCUGUGCUUGUCCAGUACCAGCUUCAUUUGGAAGUUAUGUGUAUUUUGUUUUUAUUUGACUUACAAUGUGAGUUGAAAGAAAAAAGAAAAUAUUAAAAAAAAAUAAAUACAGUGGGACAACUUUGAAUUCAGUUUCACCAGGGCAAGCUUUAAAACUAAUUCAGGCUUAACCUUGCUAUAUGCAGUUACUCUUGUAUACUUUUGCACAUAUUUUGUUUAGUACAGUUUCAUAUUUGAGUUUGCAGAGUUACCUAGUAGUCCUUUUUUUGCUAAUUUUUAUAAUGUGGUUCUUAUUUAACUGUCUGGUUUUGAUAGAUUUAUCAAGUCUGGCUGAAAAAUUAAGAUAUUGGCGAAUGUCAUUUUUAUGGUUUUAAUGCCCUCUUAUUUAUGGUUUUAGCUCUUUGUUUCUGUAAAGAGAGUUUAAAAGGGAAGAUUAACACUAAAAUAUUUACUUUUAAAUGAAGUAUUCAUAAUGCAAAUCAAAACAAAUUCUCGUGACUAAUUAUUUUUAGAUGAAUUGAAUUUGAGCAUAACAUGAUUUAAGACUACAUUAAAAAGAAAAAACACUAAAGUUGCCUUUUUCCCUUGAUUUGUUCCCGUGUUCCGAUUACCAAACUGGACAUUUAGCCUUGAUGAAGAUCAGAAAAGAGGCUGUUUGUUGUUUUUUUUGUUGUUGUUCUUUUUUUUCUGGUAAUAAUUCUUGAGAUGUUAAAAAUUCUAAUGUACAAGCACGACUCAUUAAUUUUAUUGACUAAUUUUUCUGAAUGAAAGGUGCACUCCACAUUAAUAGCUGGUUCCAUUUACAACAAUUAAUUGUGAGCUGAACUGUACAUUUUAACUUGCGUGUCUGGACUCGUCAGCACUAAACCACGCUCAGGUUUCAGCCAGUGUUUCUGGUGGAAACCUGGCCUUGUCAAAGACAGCGACCCAAAGGGAUGUCCCAGUGCUUGCUGCUGCCUUGAGGGCAUCUCUCUGAAUGAACUGAUGCAUCUUGGUGGCCUUUCCCUAAUGAGAAGGAGGGGGGGAAAACAAACAAAGAAACUGAGAGAAAUUGCCAGAGUUGUGUGUUGUGGUGUGGUGAUGCUGUGUGGGGCUGUGCCAGGCGUGUGCUGCAGGAGAGAGGGGCUGGCUAAGGUGGAAGGGACUGGGUUCUAUCUUUUGGUGGGUAGGGGAGGCUGAAAGACUAUCAACUCUGGGGUACAAUCACAGAUUUUAGCUGUGUAGGUCAGCGUAGCUCUAUUAGUAUAUGGAAUGCUAAAUGUGUGGAUGUUUCUAUGCAGAUUGUUCUAUCCUCUUGAAUGCUGUUGGUUUGCAAGUAUGAUUCAGAAUAUUCAUCUGCUCUUGUUUUUAUAUAGGAGGAAGGAGAACUGAUGUCCACACCCAGUAUGUCUUUAAGAAAACAAAACAAAAAACCAUUCAUGUUGCCUUUCAGAGUGAGGAAAAAUACUUCACUUGUUUUGUUGUUGUUGAAGUUAUUGAAAAGUGUAGGUCAGGAAGGGUGUGAUCCUUGCAGAUGGGGGUGGGUGGGGAGGGAAGUGCUUUCCAAUUGAUCUGUGGCAAGAUUUAUCUGUCAUUAUUUUUCCAAUUUAAUUUUAUCAACAGUGGAAUUGAGGUCACUUGAUGUUAUUCCCUUGGUCUGUCACCUGACUGCUUUUGCUAGUUAGAUGGGGCUUUGUCUAUUCAGCCAAAAAGUUCCGACCACAUCCUCUUGUUAAACACUAGGAAACUGUUUUUGGAGCCAAGAUGGGGUUGAUAGUAAGUAUUUAAAGAGGUGAAGUAAUCUACCCUUCAGAGUCACAAUCUGUCACCAGGAGUUGAUAAAAAUGUGCUGUUGGUCUGGUAGGAAACCCUGGCUUAAUGAAGCUGUUGAAUGGCAAAUUGUUGUUUUUACCAAGGCACUUCUGUAAGAGCUGUGUUACUUUUCCAUUAUAUAGAGAGACAGACACAGACCACACAAUAAACUGUGGCAGGGUGCUCAGCAGAGCCGCCAGCCCAGUCCUCAGCAUUAGGCUGAGGACCAACCAUGCCCAGAUUCCCAGCCUGACGUGGGGGUUGUGGCAGGAGCCCAGUUCAACGAGCAGCUGGUUUGGUAAAUCCCUGUGGUUCCUGGGCUGGAGACAUGCAGGUGUCUGGAGCGUGGGGCUGUAGCAGUGGUGCUGGGCAGUGGCUGCUCUCGCAGCCACAGGUGAAGCUUCAGUUGUGUCCAGAAUGGUAAAUCUCUUUCCACCAUAAUUUAACUGCUCUCCAGAAUAAUUCCUCCUCCCUCUUCACCCUCCCACUUCUUUUUGCACGGAGGACGUGUGCGUAUCCGAUCACAUCUGCUCUGGCAUAUUUCUCCAAAUGCAUUUCCCUCUUCCCCUUCUUUUCUCACUUGCAAAUAUGAAAAGUGCUUUUGAUUUUUAAAAUGUUAGUAUCCCAAAAUAGCCUUACUGGUCAAAUUGACCAAAGAUAAAGUGUUAAAUAUUUUGUAAAGAAAAAAGAAUUAAAAAAAAAAAAUCUUGGCAUAAUUUUAAACCCAAAAUAAGCUCAGUUAUUUAUUCAGUUUUAUACUAUAUAGAAACUAAACUACAUUGAGGGGACAGGGAAGGAAAACCAUGGUGGGUUGUGGUGUUUACAGUCUUUUUGAAGUCCCAUAGCUAAGACAACUAUUGUUAUCCAUCUUCCCUUUUGCUGUUACAGUUUCUAAUGUGUACUGUAUGUAUUAAUAUUGCACAAAUUGUGGAGAAAUAUAUGGUUUAUUUUUCACAGCAGAAUCUCACAAGACUCGCUUCCUUUACAAGUGUUACAAUUUAAAUAUUUACCAAACUGUUUUCAUAAUACCGGGAGCCGGCUGCUUUUUAUGAAUUUGUGCUGACUAUUGACAUUAUUUACUGUAUAAAUAAUUUAUCAUUUGUACUAUUGUAUCAUAACGUCUGUAUCUUUGUGUCAUUUUUCCCAAGCAAUGUCACAAAUGUGAUAUUUAAUAAUGCCAUCAGAACAGUGGAAAGACAAGGGGGUUUGUAGGUGACUGGUCAGAAUUAAAAUUGUAUUGCUUAUAUUCCAGCCGUGUUGCUUUUUCAAGACUCUGCGUAGUGUUUAUAAUCCCCUUCAAAGAAAAACCUGUCGCUGCCAUGAUCUAGUUUUCCAGAAGGCUGAUGGAUUUGCUUGAGGUGGUUGAAGGUUUGUGCUACAAGUCCUAGGAGGAAUCUCACUGUUGCUGAGAGUGAUGCUUCUUGUACGCUGUCAAUGUGAUGUCUUUGAUGCUUUCCUGGGGCAGGCCUGUUCUUGCUGUGAGAAAGGAGGGUUUCUUAUGGAUCACUGAAAUCAGAGUCAGUUGAGACCUUACUAACUCAAUAAAAAUGAAGACUCGUGUUGCAGGUG
Messenger RNA from Apus apus (common swift), 6276 nucleotides. RefSeq names its product epsin 2 (gene EPN2). Gene Ontology annotation, molecular function: phospholipid binding; clathrin binding. The record is from RefSeq and is a predicted model, not a curated record. The coding region runs from base 328 to 2112 and encodes 594 amino acids. NCBI's taxonomy places the organism in Eukaryota, Metazoa, Chordata, Aves, Apodiformes, Apodidae. Gene Ontology annotation, biological process: endocytosis. The transcript is spliced from 9 exons. Gene Ontology annotation, cellular component: plasma membrane; endosome; clathrin vesicle coat.